AGUUAAUUCACCAAAAUGAACAACCUGCACAGUGGACCCCACAUUACUAACGCGUUACAUAAAAAAGUGGCCAAAACAAAGGUUUCACUUCCUCCCCUGGCCGCUCUCUGCUUUUCGUUCCCUCCCUCAGAUACGCUCUCAAUCAAAUCGAAAUCAAAUCUAUUAUAAUAAUUUAUGGAAAAAUCUUCGAAUCAAUUUAAAUUAAAUCUGAGUUGAUUUUUUUUUUCAUUGAAACGGAAAAUUUAGAAUAUGGAAACAACGACAGUGUUGACGGAGGCGGGUGGUGACGGAGGACAUGAGAAAGAAUUGUCCGAUGGCUGCAGCAACGACAACAACAACAGUAAUAAUAGCAAAAAAGGCGACGCUCAUCACCAUAAGCAUAGCCGAAGCAUCAGCUGUGACGAGAAAGGGAUUUUUGAAUAUUUUGGGUGGGUUUAUCAUAUAGGACUCAACUCGAUCGGCCACGAGUAUUGCCGCCUUCGAUUUCUCUUUAUAAAGGGAAAAUAUGUUGAGAUGUAUAAAAGAGAUCCUCACGAGAACCCCGGCAUUAGACCUAUUAGGAAGGGUGUCAUAGGACCUACAAUGAUGGUGGAGGAGUUAGGGCGUCGAAAAGUCAGAAAUGGGGAUCUCUAUGUUAUACAGUUUUACAAUCGAUUGGAUGAGUCCAAGAAAGGAGAAAUUGCUUGUUCCACAGCUGGGGAAGCUCGAAAUUGGAUGGAGGCAUUUGAUCACGCCAAGCAACAGGCUGAAUAUGAGCUUUUAAGAGGAGGUAGUACCAGAAACAAAUUAAACGUGGAGGCUGAUAUUGAUUUGGAAGGCCAUCGACCUCGAGUAAGGCGGUAUGCGCAUGGUUUAAAAAAGCUUAUAAGAAUUGGACAAGGUCCGGAGAUGCUUUUACGGCAAACCUCGAACUUGGAUGGUAAUGGUACGUCUGAUGGAUACUUUAAAGGGGAGUUUGGAGAUGCAAUUGAAGCACAUGAAUGGAAAUGUGUUCGUACGGUCAAUGGUAUUAGAAUCUUUGAGGAUGUGGCUGAUUCGAAGAGUGGAAAGGGUGCUCUUGUGAAGGCUGUUGCUCUUGUAGAUGCAAGUGCAGAUACUGUUUUUGAAGUAAUCUUAAAUCUCGACCGCCAUAGGAGAUAUGAGUGGGAUAUGUUGACAGGUGACUUGGAGCUGAUAGUUUCCUAUGAUGGACACUAUGAUGUUAUCUACGGAACUUAUGAUCCAAAAUAUCUUACUCGAUGGCAAUCCAAGAGAGAUUUUGUCUUCUCUAGGCAAUGGUUUCGAGGGCAAGAUGGUGCAUACACAAUUUUGCAAUUUCCAGCUGAACAUAAGAAGCAGCCUCCAAGAUCUGGAUACCGACGUACAACUAUUAAUCCGUCUACUUGGGAGAUUAGAAGUUUAAAUGCACCCAUGGGUUCAAACACUACAAAAUGCCUUGUAACGCAGAUGUUGGAGAUUCAUACUGCUGGAUGGUGUAGGUGGAAGAAAAACAGCUGCUCCAAGUUUGAGAAGACCAUCCCAUAUGCUUUAUUAUCCCAAGUGGCAGGUUUAAAGGAAUAUAUUGGAGCAAAUCCAUCACUCAAUUUUGACUCUUCCACCAUGGUUGUCCAAUCAAAACUUUCUGAUGGUUCAACUUCCAGUGGCGAGUUUGAGGAUGUAGAACUUCAGGAUGAAUUCUAUGAUGCAAUUACUGGUGAUUCUUCUUCAUCAUCAGAAGAUGAAGAGAGCAAGGAUGAUGCAGACAAGAAGGAAAAGAAAAUUAAGCUGAAGAAUGUAUCUUGGGCCAUCUCAAGCUUAGCUUUGAAGCAAGCUUCAGCUCCAGAUGCAAAUAAAGAAUUAGAUCCUAGUGUACCUCCUGUGCAUGUUGAUGCUAGUCAAUUCAAUGGUACCCUCCACAAAGGAAAGGAUGAAGCUGACUCAAAUUGUUGGACUUCUCCUAGCGGUAGGGGAUUUAUGAUAAGAGGAAAGACUUACUUAAAAGAUAAUGCCAAGGUAAUGGGUGCAGAUCCCCUUCUCAAGCUAAUAGCUGUUGACUGGUUCAAGGUCGAUAAAGCCACAGAUAAAAUUGCAUUGCAUCCAAGGUGUCUAGUUCAGUCAGAUGCAGGAAAAACGCUUCCGUUUAUCCUUGUGAUUAAUCUCGAGGUUCCUGCAAAACCAAACUAUAGUUUGGUCCUCUAUUAUGCUGCUGAAAGGCCUGUGAAUAAAAAUUCUUUAUUGGGAAAGUUUGUGGAUGGAAUGGAUAUGUUUCGUGAUGCAAGAUUUAAACUGAUACCAAGCAUUGUUGAGGGGUAUUGGAUGGUCAAGCGUGCCGUUGGAACGAAAGCCUGCCUGCUUGGGAAAGCUGUUACCUGCAAAUAUUUCAGACAAGACAACUUUCUGGAGAUUGACGUGGAUAUUGGGUCAUCAUCAGUAGCAAGAAGUGUUAUUGGCCUUGUUCUUGGAUAUGUCACAAGCUUAGUAGUAGAUCUUGCAAUAUUAAUUGAGGCAAAGGAAGAGGCAGAAUUGCCAGAGUACAUUCUCGGCACUGUUCGACUGAAUCGUGUGCGGCUUGAAUCUGCUGUGCCGCUGGAUGUUUGACGUUUGCCACUCCUCGUAUGCCGGUUUUUACGCAUAUUGUGCUCCAAGGUUGCCAUCACUACGAGUAGGCUCCAUAUUUAAAUGUCUCAUGUGGUAUAGUGUAAGAUUAUUGAUGAGUUGGCUUCCAAAGUUUUUAUCUUUUCAGCAUGCAGUUUACUUGAUUUAAGGGGACUAGCGUUAUCCCCUCCUAUUUGGAUUUUGGGGAUGGUUACUUACCAUAAUUUGGGCACUGCAAAGCAACGAAAAACAGUAAUUGAAAGAAUCAAUUCCUGCU
Messenger RNA from Durio zibethinus, 2851 nucleotides. Its product is annotated as protein ENHANCED DISEASE RESISTANCE 2-like. Gene Ontology annotation, molecular function: lipid binding. The record is from RefSeq and is a predicted model, not a curated record. NCBI's taxonomy places the organism in Eukaryota, Viridiplantae, Streptophyta, Magnoliopsida, Malvales, Malvaceae.